Messenger RNA from Homarus americanus (American lobster), 490 nucleotides. RefSeq names its product cold and drought-regulated protein CORA-like. The record is from RefSeq and is a predicted model, not a curated record. The transcript has 2 exons. Bases 15 to 362 code for a protein of 115 amino acids. Lineage: Eukaryota; Metazoa; Arthropoda; Malacostraca; Decapoda; Nephropidae.
GCUUACUACACACCAUGAAGUCGAUUUUUGCACUGAUGGGCGUAGCCGUCAUGGCGACCCUCUGCCAGGCCGGUGGACACGGUGGAGGCUACGGGCAUGGUGGUGGACACGGUGGAGGCUACGGGGGUGUAGGUGGAGUAUCUACCAACAACUUUAACCUCGCUGGUCCAAGAGGUGGAUAUGGACAUGGCCAUGGUGGACACGGAGGACACGGUGGGUUUGGUCAUGGCGGACACGGUGGAUUUGGUCAUGGUGGACACUUUGGUGGAUAUGGCCAUGGUGGACAUGGCGGCUUUGGUUUCGGCGGCCAUGGAGGCCACGGUGGCUUUGGCUUCGGUGGUCAUGGCGGCUAUGGAAAGUAAACAACUCAUAACACUUGAGGGAACUUAAGUAAGGCAACGACAACAACAUCCAGACUCCCAACGACACCACAUAACGACUAUUGAUGUCUCUCGUGUACAGAGAUGAUAAUAAUAAAAUUAUUUAUAUA